Molecule: messenger RNA, 1959 nt
Organism: Kluyveromyces lactis
Lineage: Eukaryota; Fungi; Ascomycota; Saccharomycetes; Saccharomycetales; Saccharomycetaceae
Gene: ESBP6
Product: Esbp6p
Exons: 1
Coding region: 1-1959 (652 amino acids)
Biological process (GO): transmembrane transport
Molecular function (GO): transmembrane transporter activity
Source: RefSeq, a predicted model, not a curated record
AUGAGACCAACAGAAUCUAAUACGUCGGAGAUUGAUUCCAUUUCUUCUGCUAGUGACGUUUCUCAUAUUUUGUCUGACCCGCAUGGAUUUGUACCGAAAUCCAAAAAGAGUCAACUGGCAGAUUCAGACCAACGUAUCACUAGAAGGCUUUCUGAGCCUUCUAGUAUCAAGACAGCGGACACAGGACGGUCUACUAUCAUUACUGGUAUUUCAAGAACUGUUACGAGGACUUUGAGCACGAUCAAGAAGGCGGUUGAUGAUGAUAAUUUACAAGCCGACAAUAACACCGACGAUUUAAACAAAUUGUUGGAAAGAAAUUUUGAUAUUGAUGAUGCAUUACGGUUGACAGAAACAGCUAAGAGAACUGACAGUCGUUACACCACCAACACUAAUACUAAUACUAAUGCCAAUGCUGUUAAUGCUAAGGGUUCAGAUAAAUGGUUUGAUCAAACCUCUGAUAGUGAAGGUGAAUAUCGAUCGGAAGUUCCGGUUGAACUAGCCGGUGAUGAUGAAGGCCAGACACUUAAUAAAGUCUUUACCAACAAGGAGACCAACACUUUGGAUCUUCCACCAGAGGGAGGAUACGGUUGGGUGUGUUGUCUUUGUGUCACACUUGUUAUGUUUUCCACUUGGGGUUGUAAUUCGGCGUUUGGUGUGUUUCUAGCAUUUUACUUGAACAAUUCAAGCUUUCCAGGUGCUAGUAAAUAUGACUAUGCAUUAAUUGCAGGUAUGACUGUAUUCUUUGGGCAAGGGUUACCUCCGUUUGUUCUCUUAUUUAUGAGAAUCUUUGGUUUAAAAAUUCCAAUGUAUUUCGGUAUUGUGAUUAUGUGCUUGGGUUUCGUUUUAGCCAGUUAUGCUGUGUCAUUAUGGCAACUAUAUUUGACUCAAGGUUUCCUUAGUGGCGUCGGCAUUUCGUUUAUUUUCGCUCCUGCCACUACCGUUUUGCCUGGGUGGUUUCUUAAAAAAAGAUCAUUUGCAAUGGGUUUAUCAUUGAUUGGAACAGGAGCAGGUGGUGUUGCAUACUCUCUAGCGGUUAAUAAAAUGAUAGAAAAUACCGGUAAUCAGAGAUUUGCAUUAAGAAUCCUUGCUAUCACUUGCAGCAUAACUUGUGUAGUAGCAACCCUUUUGCUACGUCAGAGAGUUCCAAUGAAGGCUACUGGGAUCAGAAAUUGGAAAGCAAUCAAGCAACACUGUAAUGAUAUGUUCUCGAUGCACAUAUUCAAAAAAUGGACAGUUCAAUUAAUUGCAAUGUGGUUCAUGUUUGCAUUAUUUGGAUAUACUUUAAUGAUAUUUACUUUAUCCUCAUACGCUGUUGCUAACGGCUUGACUGCUCAUCAAGGUUCCUCGCUAACGGCAAUCUUGAACGGUGCCCAAAGUGUAGGUAGACCCUUAAUUGGAUACACAGGGGAUAAAAUCGGUAGAACGAAUAUUACUGUUAUGCUAACGUUACUUUUAACAAUUUUCAUGUUCGGUUUUUGGAUCCCUGCUGACAGUUAUUCAUCUUUAAUCGGGUUUUCAAUAUGUGUCGGUCUAUGUAUUGGUGUAGCUAAUGUUAUGAACACCGUGCUAGUUGCUGACAUCGUUGGACCGGUAGAUUUUUUGCCCGCUUGGGGUUAUGUUAACUUGGUGGGCUCUCCAUUCAUGCUUGUUGCUGAAGUUAUUGCACAAGCGUUGACUGAACCCAACUCCAACGACCCAUAUCUCCACACUCAAAUAUUUGCGGGAUGUUGUUUCGUUGCGGCAUUACUCCUUAUAUUGGGAUUGCGGGAGGUGACAGCAAAGAUAAAGAUAAAAGAAAGACAAACGAUAAAUUUGCAACGGUUAAAGGAUUAUGAUGAUUCAAACUUAUCAGAAAAAGACAAUAACAUCUUGAGAGAAAGAGAGAUCAAGUAUGAUUACUUACUUGGAUCAGGCAUCAAAAGCUACUUUGCAAGAAUGUUUUAUCCAAUGCAUGUAUAA